Aspergillus aculeatus ATCC 16872 is the source of this 881-nucleotide messenger RNA. RefSeq names its product putative quinol monooxygenase. The transcript has 4 exons. The record is from RefSeq and is a predicted model, not a curated record. The coding region runs from base 409 to 735 and encodes 108 amino acids. Lineage: Eukaryota; Fungi; Ascomycota; Eurotiomycetes; Eurotiales; Aspergillaceae.
GUCAGUCCUGGACACGCUGAAACCCAACUUUUAGUGAGUAACUUGAGUUAUCUCCGAGUUUGUUCCGAGCCUAUCCCGAUUCCACCCAGCGCACCGUACAGUUCUAGAAGGUUUCAACGGCACGGACGGCCUUAGUAAGGCUGUUGAAUUUAGGAUUUCUCAACAUCGCAAUUAGGGACGGAGUUAAAGAGACGGCGAUGACAAAUGCGGCCCAUGUACCGAGGCAGAUUGUAAUCAAUCUGAAUGCUCUUGUCUAAGAAUUGGGGUUCCUCAGUGGGUCGACAAUGUGUAUAUAAGCUAGUUGUAUCUUCUUGCCUGAAAUACUGAACAAUCAACUCAAAAUCAAGACAUCUCUCAGAAUCACCAGUGUCAAUAUCAGUUCGGUACAGCUACCGGAUCACCACUAUAAUGCCUUCCACCGAAGUGAAUGUGACCGUCUUUGCCUAUCCUCAACCCGACAAGAUUGAUGAGGUUGCAACCCUUUGGAGCGAGCUUUCAAGCCAAGUGCAGGCCAACGAGCCCGACACGCUGUUCUACUAUGCCUUUGUCAAUCAAGAUCGAAAUGCAAUUGUGGUCGUAGAGAGAUACCGUAACCAAGAAGCCCUAGUGAAGCACAGCCAAACGCCCUACUAUCAGGCAUUCAUGGCCAAGGCCGGGGGUUUGAUGGCCAAGCCUCUUGAGAUCCAGCGGGGUGGUGGUCCAUUGCCCGAGUCAACCAAGGUUUCCCGGCUGUAGAUGGAAGGGAUGGGAUGGACCCUAAUCAUGAGAAUCUUUGUGCAUGAAAGAAGUAUAUUGGUGGUUCUGAGCUGUAUAGGUUAAGUUAAUCAACAUGACCUCACUCUGCACUCCACAUCAAUAAUACCGAAUCGGAUGGUGGCUAG